GCGCUCCGCCCCCUCCCCGCCGGCUCCCGCCGCUCCCGGCGCUCCGAGCGCGGGCCUGGGGACUCGGGAUCCCGCCGCCGGGGCCGCAGCAUGGGGCGCUUCCGCGGGGGCCUGCGAUGCAUCAAGUACCUGCUGCUCGGCUUCAACCUGCUCUUCUGGCUGGCAGGGUCGGCCGUCAUUGGUUUUGGACUAUGGUUUCGGUUUGGAGGCACCAUGAAGGACUUCUCAUCAGAGGACAAGUCCCCGGAGUAUUUCUACAUGGGACUGUAUGUACUGGUUGGAGCAGGGGCCCUGAUGAUGGCUGUGGGCUUCUUCGGAUGCUGCGGAGCCAUGCGGGAGUCGCAAUGUGUGCUCGGAUCUUUCUUCACCUGCCUACUGGUGAUCUUUGCUGCUGAAGUAACCACUGGAGUAUUUGCUUUUAUAGGCAAGGGUGUAGCUAUACGGCAUGUUCAGACCAUGUAUGAAGAGGCUUAUAAUGAUUACCUGAAAGACAGGGGAAAGGGAAAUGGGACCCUCAUUACCUUCCACUCAACAUUUCAGUGCUGUGGAAAAGAAAGCUCUGAACAGGUCCAACCCACAUGCCCAAAGGAACUUCUAGGGCACAAGAAUUGCAUUGAUGAAAUUGAGGCCAUAAUCAGCGUUAAACUCCAGCUCAUCGGAAUCGUCGGCAUUGGAAUCGCAGGUCUCACGAUCUUUGGCAUGAUAUUCAGCAUGGUCCUUUGCUGUGCAAUCCGAAACUCACGAGAUGUGAUAUGAAGCUACUUCGACAUGAAAACUGCAAUCGAGAGCUUUCGUACAGCUGUCACAGGACCUGGCUCCUGGCUCAUUUUUAAUACUCAAAGGACAUUAGGAUCUUAAAAUAAUUUGCUGUCAAUUGUACAUUUGCACAUGUAUGUAUGUUUGGCUCAUUCCUCGUUUACCCCUUGAGUGAAUGCUCUGUGUGUUGACUGACAGCAUAUUCAUGUGUGAUCUGUGUGUUUCUGGUAUACGCAUUAUACAGAAUGAAAUCUGUUGGCUGAAAAUUCCUGGUUCUUGUUAUGUUAGAGGAACAAUCUAUUUAACUCUCAGAAAAAAGAUCAUAAAACUUUGAUACACUUUAAAAAACUUGGCUAUUCAGAAGAAGUGAUAAUGGGUCAUUCUCUCAGAUUCUAGCCAUAGAAAGUUCGAUACAGAGAAUUCAGGGAUUUCUAGUUAACAGAAGCAGUAAGUUAUGGGAAUUGAGAGAUCGUGGCGGGGUGCUAAAAUUGACUGCCUCUGAGUUGGGUGUCAGGGUUUCCUGGGAUUUUUUUAUAUACAUACUCUCCCCAGAACACAGUAAGCCACAGUUUUAGAACUAAACACAUCUGUAAAACUAAAUAUAGCAUGGAAAAUCUUAUUUGAAUAACUCAUACUUUCCUAGUAUUUAAAAACAAAAAACUCCCUCUGGAAAGAGUGGUCACACAGACAAUCAUGUGCCCUAUAAAAGUGAGUGUUUUUAGGACUUCAAAAAAAAAAAAACCUUUUAAUAACUUUUUGAAGACAUUUUUUUUCUUAUGUAAGUACAUUUAAACAUUGCUUUAUUACUUACUUUCCUUUUCUGACUCUGUUCUGAACUACAGCAACCCUCACACAAACAAAAGGGCUUUUAUCUCAAAUUUUUCUGUGUUUCUCCAAAUGUAAAGAUAGAAAGACUAAAGCCAGAGAUCUGGCAGUUGCAAUUAGUGGGAAAGAGAAUUUUCAUGGGCACUGUAUCCUUGAAAUACCUCAUAACUUGAGUUUACAUAUUUUCCUAAUUUUUUCUAUUUUUCUUACUCACCUAGAGAAUUCUUCAUAGAUUAUGAACUAUAGAUUCCACCACUUAAGAAAACAAAACCCUUCCUAAUUCAAAUAUUAUAAGCAUCCUUGGCCAAACCAAAAUAGAGAAAGAAAAGCAUCUACUAGUUGUGUGCACACAGCAGAGACAAGCUAAGGAAAUUAAAAUAUUUAAACACACAGAACAGAAAUAUGUUUUUUCUGUGUUAAGUCGCCUAUAAAAAUAAAAUUUUCGUAUUCUUUAUGA
Molecule: messenger RNA, 2038 nt
Organism: Acinonyx jubatus (cheetah)
Lineage: Eukaryota; Metazoa; Chordata; Mammalia; Carnivora; Felidae
Gene: TSPAN2
Product: tetraspanin 2
Exons: 8
Coding region: 91-756 (221 amino acids)
Cellular component (GO): membrane
Source: RefSeq, a predicted model, not a curated record